GGGAUCCAUUUGAACCGAACUAACUGUUGUCUAAGCCGAUAGGUUUUUCAAAAUUUUAAAUUAAAAAAUAGUGAAAUUAAAUCAAACUAAAUCCGAGUGAGAUAAAAAGAAACAACGCCUAAAUUGAACUGAAAGUAAUGAAAUGGAUAGGAACUUGUACAUAAGAAAUAGAUAGGAACUAAAAGAAUGAUUUUUAUAAGAUUGGAGAUAUGUAAAAUAAACAUAUACGAAAGUGUGAAAGGUAGAGCAUACAAAAAUUAAUUCGGAUUAAAAAGUCUUAAGAUUUUGAAGUAUACAAUAUACGAAUUAGAAAAUUCAGUACGAAAAAGGGUUUUAAGAAGAUAAUUUAUAAGGGCAUACGCAAAUCACCAAAAGUAUAAAAGAAAAAGAAGUUUCCAAAACUCAACUCGACUACAUGAUUUAUAAUAUGAUGGCUAAAACUAGCGAAGGCUUUGCUAAUAUGCCGAUAUGCUUGAAAUUGCAAAAACUGUCUAAAAUUUAUAGGUUAUUUUUGUUAAUAAUGCGACUGUACAACAUACUUAACAGAAAAUAUGCGACUGUACAACAUAUCAUUCAAUUGAUUGUCUCACGAAAGAAGGCGCUAAAAUAAAUGUGAAUGCAGUUAAUUUCAAAUACCUUUUUCUUUCUUUCUUGUAUAUGUUUACUUGAAAACCGGGAUUGGUCGGACCAUUCGCAACCCAUAUACAGUAGUAUAAACGUAGAUUAAAUACAUAUGAACGUGCAUGUCCGUGUUUGUGUGUACAAAAAAACAAUUAUACCGAGCUUGUUACUAUUGAAAACUUUACGCAAAAACAUAUCCAUAAAAAUCUUUUCAAGAGGAACUUAUGAAUAUUUUACUGCAUAUAUAUUCAACCUUUAUCUCUCUAUUUUACAAUAAAACGUUCCCUAUAUUUAUAUCUAAAACAUAAAUGACACACACCCAAAAAACCUAGAUACUCCCCAAAUUUCAUCCAACGGCACAAACUGCAUAAUAAAUAACCCCAUCAAAAUUUUAUAAUAUAUUGAAAUUUGAUAGCGAUAGUUUAGUCCUCGAUGAAUGCUAGUCCCUCAUAUUUACUCCUUUUGGCAUCCUCUCUCUCUCUCUCUCUCUCUCUCUCUCUCUCUCUCUCUCUCUCUCUCUCUCUCUCUCUCUCUCUCUCUCUCUCUCUCUCUCUCUCUCUCUCUCUCUCUCUCUCUCUCUCUCUCUCUCUCUUAUUUUACUAUUUUCUUGUAUCCAACCGUAAGACAAAACAACGAACUAGGAAGAGAGAGAGUGAGUAAGAGAUUUGUAGUCACAAUGCAAGAGAUAAUAUCGGAUUUUCUUGAAGAGUGUGAAUUCGUUGACACUUCACUAGCCGGUGAUGAUCUAUUUGCUAUCUUAGAGAGUCUUGAAGGCGCCGGAGAGAUAUCCUCCACGCCUGCAUCUACACCUAGAGAUGGAAUCGCAAGUUCAAACGAGUUAGUAAAGGAUCAAAUCCAUGAAACUUCAUCUCCUAAGAGGAAUAAGAGGAAAAGACUAGAAACCGACAAAGAAGAGGACGAAGAAGAAGACGGAGAAGGAGAAGGGGAAGGGGAGGAAGAUAAUAAGCAAGAUGGGGAACAAAAGAUGUCUCAUGUAACCGUGGAACGUAACAGGAGAAAGCAAAUGAAUGAGCACUUGACGGUUCUACGCUCUCUUAUGCCUUGUUUCUACGUCAAACGGGGGGACCAAGCAUCGAUUAUAGGAGGAGUUGUGGAAUACAUAAGCGAGCUACAACAAGUUCGUCAAUCUUUAGAAGCCAAGAAACAACGUAAGACCUACGCGGAAGUCCUAAGCCCGAGACUAGUCUCGAGCCCUCGUCCUUCACCGCCUGUCCUAAGCCCGCGAAAACCGCCUCUUAGUCCUCGCAUCAACCACCUUCAGAUCCACCACCACCUCCUCCCUCCCAUAAGCCCUCGAACCCCUCAGCCCACAAGCCCAUACCGAGCCCAUCCGCCGCAACUACCACUCAUCCCACAGCCUCCUCUUCGUUCUUACAGCUCAUUGGCAAGUUGUAGCACCUUAGGGGAUCCACCUCCAUACUCUCCAGCUUCAUCUUCUUCCUCUCCUUCAGUUAGUAGUAACCAUGAGAGUAGUAUGAUAAAUGAACUCGUUGCUAACUCAAAGUCGGCUUUGGCUGACGUGGAAGUUAAGUUCUCAGGAGCUAAUGUGCUGCUUAAAACGGUGUCGCAUAAGAUCCCUGGACAGGUUAUGAAGAUAAUCGCUGCUCUUGAGGAUUUGGCUCUCGAGAUUCUUCAGGUUAAUAUUAACUCGGUCGACGAAACCAUGCUUAAUUCUUUCACCAUCAAGAUUGGAAUUGAGUGCCAACUAAGUGCAGAAGAAUUGGCUCAACAAGUUCAGCAAACAUUCUGCUAAUAAAAGAAGGAUUAAAUAAGUCUUCCACAUAAACCCUAACGAGAGAUCAGUACUUACUCACUUUCUCUCCUCAUUAUCCUUUUAAUUAUUUUCAAACAUUCCUACAAACAUAUGUCGUUGUUUUGAAUAAUAUUGUUAUUUAAGAUUUUAAACACAGUAAUCAGAUAUAUAACAAAUAUAAAUGAGGUUUUACAA
Brassica napus (rape) is the source of this 2590-nucleotide messenger RNA. RefSeq names its product transcription factor SPEECHLESS. Lineage: Eukaryota; Viridiplantae; Streptophyta; Magnoliopsida; Brassicales; Brassicaceae. The record is from RefSeq and is a predicted model, not a curated record. Gene Ontology annotation, biological process: stomatal complex development; guard cell differentiation; positive regulation of DNA-templated transcription. Gene Ontology annotation, molecular function: DNA-binding transcription factor activity; protein dimerization activity. The coding region runs from base 1058 to 2395 and encodes 445 amino acids. The transcript has 3 exons. Gene Ontology annotation, cellular component: nucleus.